Messenger RNA from Rosa rugosa (rugosa rose), 1665 nucleotides. RefSeq names its product phosphoribosylformylglycinamidine cyclo-ligase, chloroplastic/mitochondrial-like. The transcript has 9 exons. Gene Ontology annotation, cellular component: cytosol. The coding region runs from base 279 to 1478 and encodes 399 amino acids. Gene Ontology annotation, molecular function: phosphoribosylformylglycinamidine cyclo-ligase activity; phosphoribosylamine-glycine ligase activity. NCBI's taxonomy places the organism in Eukaryota, Viridiplantae, Streptophyta, Magnoliopsida, Rosales, Rosaceae. Gene Ontology annotation, biological process: adenine biosynthetic process; 'de novo' IMP biosynthetic process. The record is from RefSeq and is a predicted model, not a curated record.
UAAUUGUUAAAGCUUUUCUAAACAUAAACCCUAGCUAGCUUCCUCUCCCUUUAUUCCCGCCCCUUUUUCCUUUCUCUCUCUCUCUCUCUCUCUCUCUCUCUCCUUCCUCACUUUCUUCCCAACCCAAACGCGACUCUGCUCUCCCAUAUAUCCACCCAAAACUCUUGAAAACCGAUUCAAGCCGUCAUCUUGUUCAGUCCUUCAUCUCUCUCAAUUUUCUUCAAACUUCAACCUCUCAAUCCCUCCUAUAACCUCCCAAGCUUCCAGGUCCACUAGCCAUGUCCACCGGCCUCAAAGCAAACACAGAGCUUGCUCUUGGCUUUGCCUCUUCUUCAAGACCCUCUUAUUUGAAACCCAACUACACCCAUACCCAGCUAUCCAGAUUGCCGUCCGGGUCUCUCUCCAACAACUUCUCCGGCCUCUCUAUGGCUUCGUCAAGUGGAGUUUCCCAGAGCAAACGCGUAUGCUCACUUUCGAAGAAUGAUUCUGGUGAAAGCUCUCAUCAAAAUGAUGGUCUGACGUAUAAGGGUGCUGGUGUUGAUAUAGACGCUGGCUCAGAACUUGUUCGACGAAUUGCCAAGAUGGCUCCUGGGAUUGGAGGCUUUGGAGGUCUUUUCCCCCUCGGUGAUUCAUAUCUCGUUGCUGGUACUGAUGGUGUGGGAACUAAACUUAAGCUUGCAUUUGAUACCGGAAUUCAUGAGACCAUUGGUAUUGAUUUGGUUGCUAUGAGUGUCAAUGAUAUUGUCACUUCUGGAGCAAAGCCAUUAUUUUUCCUUGAUUACUUUGCUACAAGCCGCCUUGAUGUUGAUCUGGCUGAAAAGGUUAUCAAGGGAAUUGUCGAUGGUUGCCAACAAUCUGACUGUGCUCUUUUAGGUGGAGAGACUGCCGAGAUGCCGGGUUUCUAUGCAGAGGGUGAGUAUGACCUCAGUGGUUUUGCGGUUGGAAUUGUGAAGAAGGAAUCAGUGAUUGAUGGGAAAAACAUUUUGGCUGGAGAUGUCCUCAUUGGCCUACCAUCCAGUGGGGUUCAUUCCAAUGGUUUCUCUCUUGUAAGAAGGGUUCUAGCUCAUAGCGGGUUGUCUCUGAAGGACCAACUACCGGGUAGCUCUGUUAUCGUGGGUGAAGCUUUGAUGGCCCCCACAGUGAUAUAUGUUAAGCAGGUGCUUGACAUAAUUAGCAAGGGAGGUGUGAAGGGGGUAGCCCACAUCACAGGAGGUGGUUUCACUGACAAUAUACCUAGAGUAUUUCCAAAAGGCCUAGGAGCAGUCAUCUAUAAAGAUUCAUGGGAAGUCCCAGCUGUUUUCAAAUGGAUCCAAGAGGCUGGAAGAGUAGAAGAUGCUGAAAUGAGAAGAACUUUUAAUAUGGGUAUUGGGAUGGUUCUUGUUGUGAGUAAGGAGGCAUCCCACAGAAUACUUGAAGAUGGACAUGGAGCUUACUGCAUUGGCGAGGUUAUAACUGGUGAAGGAGUGAGUUAUAGAUGACAACUCGAUCUGUCUUUAUGUUCCUUUUUGAACCCAUUUGACAAGCUGAGAUGCAAGCUACUGCAGCUUGUUUUUGCUGUUAUUUUUGUAUCUUGAUAUUCACAGUUUCGGAGGAAUUUGUUAGUGUAUUGUAGGGCUCUAAGUUAUGAGUUCCCUUGUUCCAAUCUAUGCCCAACUUUUGUAUCAA